AUGGUGAUUUGCGACGGAAUUGCGAUGGGAAUUUCCGUCGCAAAAGGGCCUCAUGCUGUUUCCCCAUCAGCUUCGCUACCCCAAGCUAACCCAUUAAGUCUGCCACACAAUACUAUUGGCGAGGGUCCGUCACACUCACGCCAGCCAAAUCCAUUAUGGUGCUUAGAGCCAAUUUAUCCUCAAGCUAACCAGGCAAGAUCUCCUCCAAACAACAUGCAUGUGUCUCAUCAAGUUGGAACUCAGCCUCCUCAGGUGCAACGUCUUCUCCCUCCACCGUCUCAGCAUGUUCCCCCACCUCUAUCUCUUCCUACGAUGCAAACAUUUAAGCUGAAUCAGCCUACUACUAAAAAUCAUGGAUUUAGACCACAACUGAACUAUCAUUCUGCUACUGCAUAUCCGGGGGGCUGGGGUCAGGCUGCACCGUGCUUUCCAGCUCUGAAACUGAGUGGCAUGGAGGGUUCUAAAAACCAGGUACCUCAAAAUCAAACAAGUGAUGAGGCAACCAACGGUGUGAAUGAUGUGAAACAUGAUGUUGAAAUACCUACACCUAAGUCUAAGCAUGAGCUUAAAGGCAAGCGCGUGAUGGAAGAGGGAGUUAAUUUUGAGAGCAAGACUCGUGGUCUUGGAAUUGUGGGAUUCACCUAUCAUGGAUUUUCCAGAGAUGGUGGAUCAUCUUCACUUAAGGUCUUUAAUAUUUAA
This is a messenger RNA of Microthlaspi erraticum, 699 nucleotides long. NCBI's taxonomy places the organism in Eukaryota, Viridiplantae, Streptophyta, Magnoliopsida, Brassicales, Brassicaceae. The record is from the annotation of a GenBank genome assembly.